AAAACCUCUAACUGAACAAACAUUCAACACUACUGGACUACUUUAUAAUCUCAGUAUAUAUAUAUACACACUAUCAGUGAUCAAGAAUAUAUGGAUAUGUUUCGAAGCUAUUAUUCGGACCCUCUUACUGAAUCUUCAUCACUGUCUGAAAAUAGCAGCUCCUCAUGUAAUAGAGCUAAUAUUUCCGAUGAGGAAGUUUUGUUAGCUUCGAAUAACCCCAAGAAGCAAGCCGGGAGAAAGAAGUUUCGCGAGACACGUCAUCCAACAUACAGGGGAGUGAGGAAGAGGAAUUCAGACAGAUGGGUUGGUGAAAUCAGACAACCAAAUAAGAAAUUAAGAAUAUGGCUUGGAACUUACCCCACUGCAGAAAUGGCGGCUAGAGCUCAUGACGUGGCGGCUAUUGCAUUAAGGGGUCGUUCUGCUUGCUUGAACUUUGCUGGCUCUGUUUGGAAGUUGCCCAUCCCUGCUUCCGCCGACGCUAAGGAUAUUCAGAGAGCGGCGGCAGAGGCCGCCGAGGCUUUCGGCCGGCCAUCUGAGUCAGAAGCAGAUUCAGGAGAAUCUGCUGGCACUACUCCUGAAACGCCAGAAAGUAGUAAGUUUUUUAUGGAUGAGGAAGCUCUGUUUUGCAUGCCGGGAUUGCUAGCGAGUAUGGCGGAAGGACUAAUGCUGCCUCCACCUCACUACGUAGAAGUUGGUGAUUAUGUGGAAGCUGCUGCUGAUAUGCCUCUAUGGAGUUAUACUAUUUAAAUACUUCUGGUUAUUGCCUCUUUCGAAUAACCUAUAUCACAAUAAGUAUAUAUAGUGAAUACGCAAUCAGAAUGCUGGAGGUGAAGUUCCUUCAAUUAGGAUUUAGGAGAUAUAUACGGUAGUUUCAUACUCAAUAUUUGGAUGGUACGAAUAUACAAUACUAGCAUUAUAUAAUUUAGUAUAACGAUCUAGAUAGUAAUUAAGUAGUACUCUUAUGCUCUACUAGCAUCCGAAAGUGUUUUGUGCUAAAUGCAGGACAUUGAUGUUAGUUACCGUACGUCACCAAUUUUGUGAUAACUUGUCAACUGGAUGACUUAGUUAGGCAAGUGAGAGAAAAAAAAGUUAUUUUCAAGCCAUUGUAUUUUGAAUGAAAUAAGUGGCCAAGUAAUUAAUGGACCUA
Molecule: messenger RNA, 1147 nt
Organism: Nicotiana attenuata
Lineage: Eukaryota; Viridiplantae; Streptophyta; Magnoliopsida; Solanales; Solanaceae
Product: dehydration-responsive element-binding protein 1B-like
Exons: 1
Coding region: 91-747 (218 amino acids)
Biological process (GO): regulation of DNA-templated transcription
Molecular function (GO): DNA binding; DNA-binding transcription factor activity
Source: RefSeq, a predicted model, not a curated record